Messenger RNA from Microtus ochrogaster (prairie vole), 2930 nucleotides. RefSeq names its product chromosome transmission fidelity factor 8 (gene Chtf8). Gene Ontology annotation, biological process: mitotic sister chromatid cohesion. The record is from RefSeq and is a predicted model, not a curated record. Gene Ontology annotation, cellular component: Ctf18 RFC-like complex. Lineage: Eukaryota; Metazoa; Chordata; Mammalia; Rodentia; Cricetidae.
UGAGCUUGGACAGGGACGGAAGGAAGGCAGCGAGCGAGCUGGGCGGAGUGGGAGAAAGGUGGAAAGACUGGCGGAGCGCGGGCCGGAUCCUCGAGUUUUUCAGUCGCUUUUUUAAAGAAGGAAGGCUCAUGGUGCAAAUUGUUAUUUCUAGUGCGGGGGCUGGAGGCCUGGCAGAAUGGGUGCUGAUGGAACUACAGGGGGAGAUCGAGGCUCGCUACAGCACCGGAUUAGCUGGAAACCUCCUGGGAGACCUACAUUACACCACUGAGGGAACCCCUGUGCUGAUUGUGGGGCACCACAUCCUGUAUGGGAAAAUCAUCCGCCUGGAGAAACCUUUUGCAGUCCUUGUCAAACACACUCCUGGGGAGCAGGACUGUGACGAGCUUGGCCGAGAGACUGGCACUCGGUAUUUGGUGACAGCACUCAUCAAAAACAAGAUCCUCUUCAAAACUCGCCCUAAGCCUAUUAUCACCAACGUCCCCAAGAAAGUAUGAAAGAACCCCGGAUUUUCCUUAGAGAGCGGCCAACUCCUUGGACUCGUGCUCCAUUGCCACCUCGAGGACGGCUGGACGGUUCCCUGGGACCACAGGGAGGACCUGCUAUGAACACAGGCCACCCAAUGGGCGUGAACUCAGAUCCUUUCCUUAUGGCAGCAGGUUCUCUUGGGGGGAACCUGGCUCCAUUUCCAAGGAAUCCAGCUUCUUUUCCAAGUUCAUCAGGCUCACUGGCUUCAAAUCCAGCACACUUUCCUGCUGGUGCUCGUGACCCAAGCAUGGCUUCUUUUCCAAGAGGGAUGAAUCCCACUGGUACAGGUGCAGUUUCCUUCCCAAGGCCAGGUGGCCUUUUGGGACCGGGACCAGGACCAGGACCGGGUUUAAACCCUAGAACAGGGGGUCUUCCAGGCCCAGGACCUAUGUCUAACCCCAGAUUAGGAGGCCUUUCAGGCCCUGGUCAUAUGGCCAACCCAAGGGCAGGUGGGCUCCUGGGAACAGGUCCUGACCCCAGAAGUGGUGGCCCUAUGGGCCCUGGAUGUGCGCCGAACCUGAGGGCAGGUGUUUUAGCCUCUGGUACUGGUCCUCCCAAUCCUAGGCCAGUUGGCCUGGGCCCUGGACCGAGUCCUAAUCUGAGAUCAAGCUUUUUAGGUACAAACCCGGCUCCUAGGUCGGGUAUGUUUCCAGGCCCAGGCCUGGGGCCCAAUCCACGAGCAGGUGGCUUAGGUCCAGGCCUUGGGCCCAACCCGAGAGCUGGUGGCCUAGGCCCAGGCCCAAAUCUGGAUACCAGAGCAGGUGGCCUCUUGGGUACAGGAUCUGGUCUUAACUUAAGAAUGGCUGGACCUCAAGGCUUAGAUCUUGCUCCCAUUCUAAGGGCAGCAGGUCUUUUAGGAGCAAAUUCAGCUUCUUUCUCACAGGCUUCUGGAAACAUGGGCACAAACCCACCUACCAUGACAAGAGUACCUGGCCCCAUAGGACCAAACACAGGUCCUAGCUCUCGAGGAAUUGGCCUUCCGGGGCCAAAUCCCUCUGCCAUGUCAAGGGCUCCUGGCCCCAUGGGCCCUAAUUCAGCUCAUUUCUCAAGGCCAGGUGGCCCAAUGGGGGUAAAUGCUGGAGCCUUUCCAAGAGGGACAGGAUCAGGAGGACUGAACCCAGCUGCCUUUUCUCAGUCUUCUGGCUCACUGGCUUCAAAUCCAGGUACCUUUCAGAGGUCUGCUGGUCUCCAGGGCUCAAAUCCAGCAAUUUUCCCUAGAGCCUCUGGGCCACUAGGUCCCAACCAAGCUAACUUUCCAAGGGCCACUGGUCUGCAGGGUCCAAGUCCAGCUGCCUUCCCAAGGUCUGCUGGCCCAUUAGGCCCGGGUCAGGUUGCUUUCCCAAGGUCAGCUGCUGGGCACCUGGGCUCUUCUCCAGCAGGCCCUGUGGGUGUCAACCCAGCUCCUUUUGCAAGGCCAGCAGGAACCCUGGGUCUUAACCCAGCUUCCUUUCCAAGGAUGAAUGGCCCUGUAACCAAGACUUUGGUCCCAUUUCCUAGGGUAGGCAGCCUCCCUGGUUCAAAUCCAGCUGCUUUCCCCAGACCUGGGGGCCCAAUGGCUGCGAUGUACCCAAAUGGAAUGUUACCCCCUUAAAUAGCAUUUUUCUUCCAGGGCCACUUCGUUUUUCAAAUACUGUGGUUCUGGUCUGGGACUGUCUCUUAGAUAAAGGAGUAGAUCUGGAGCUACUGUCUGAAGAACAUAGCUGGGGGCUCAAGUUCAAAUGAGCCUUCUUUUUCCUCUGCUUUUUCUCUUGACUGAAGGCAAACUAUUAUUUGUGAGACAUGGACUAUGGCAGAUCGAAUGAUCCUGACUCAAGAAAAAGCAUCUCUGGCCUUCUGGACGCCUGCUGUGUGUUGUCCCACAGCUUUCUGCCCCUCGUUUCUUACUAGUUUCUUGACUUGUUCUUGUGGACUUUUCCUCAGGGAUGCACUGGCCUGCAGGUCCUAAUUCCCCCGCUCACUACUGGAGAAUUGGCUCACUUGCUGUCUAGUGAUGCUGCAUUGGUGAGCGGACCGUGCUUCAGUAACUCUGGCCUGGUCACCCUGGACCUGGUCAUGUUCUACUGCCAGACCUUUCCCUGGGGGCUUGAACACAGAACGGAGAGGUGGACAUUCAAGUCACAGGUCCACACAUUUCUGCUUGACUGGACCUGCAGCUCCUUUCUCCUGGGACUUAGGUGCCAGAUUUCAGGCUCCUCUGAUCAUCCAGCUCCCGUUCCACUGGUACUCCCUAUAAAAGAACCUCAAAACUUAAACUGAUGUGGAUGGGAAUUGGGGAAUUAGGGUGGGGGCGGAGGGAUGAAAGGGAGAAUCACUGUGCUUUGUUCGGCCUGAUGUGAAGGAUGGUUGGUGUUUUUCCUGCAUUGUCUCUUUUCUUACUGUUUCUUUAAUAAAUGGGAUGAGAGGGC